Molecule: messenger RNA, 1319 nt
Organism: Saitoella complicata NRRL Y-17804
Lineage: Eukaryota; Fungi; Ascomycota; Saitoellomycetes; Saitoellales; Saitoellaceae
Exons: 2
Coding region: 56-1099 (347 amino acids)
Molecular function (GO): NAD binding
Source: RefSeq, a predicted model, not a curated record
AGGCUCUCUCCCCGCAAAGCAACGGAUCCCAUCGACCUUGAUCAGUAUCCAUACAAUGACGGCCUCACAAGAAGUUCUCCUCAUCACUCGUCCCUUCUCAGACGACCUCAUCGACCGUCUCCGCCAUGCCUAUCCAGACUUGACCGUCCAUUCCUAUCCCGACGCUGCUCCAGGCCAGCACUCCAAGGAAAUCCCCGCGGAAGUCUGGAAGGAGACAACUGUCCUUCUAACACUCUUCACCUUCCCAGAACCCUCUCAAGCCCCAAAUCUCAAAUGGAUCCAACUCUACUCCGCCGGCGCAAACCAAAUUGCCCAUCGCCCCAUCUGUACCGGCACCACCAUCAAGAUCACCACCGCCUCCGGCGUCCACGGUCCCCAAAUCGGUGAAUGGGUCCUCAUGACAACCCUGGCACACUACCACCUCUUCCCUCACUCCAUCGCUCUCAAAAACGAAUCGCGGUGGCCCGAACCACCGGAGAGGAUGACGAUGCUCCGGACGACGAGGGAGGUAUACAAGAGGACGAUGGGGAUCGCGGGGUAUGGAUCCAUUGGUCGGAAUACUGCGAGGUUGGCGGCGGCGUUUGGAGUUCGGGUAUUGGCACUUACAGGCUCAGGCAAGAAAAGUGCUGACACGGGUUACGUCCCGCCGGGGACUGGCGACCCUGAAGGCGAUAUCCCCGAAAAGUGGUACUCAGCGGAUCAGUUGAAUGAAUUCCUCAGCGAAUGCGAUAUUGUUGUCCUCGCUGUUCCCCUAACGGAAAAGACAAAACACAUGAUAUCCACCAAGGAGCUCGAGGCGAUGAAGUCAGACGCGCUCCUUGUUAACGUCGCACGUGGUGAUGUCGUGGAUCAAGAUGCACUCAUCAACGCAUUGAAAGAGAAGACGAUUGGUGGUGCGGCCUUAGACGUAACUCAGCCUGAACCACUUCCGUCGGACAGCGAGCUCUACAAAUUGGACAAUGUGAUUCUGACACCGCAUGUGAGUGGUGCAAGUAACGCGUACGACGAGAGAGUUGUUGACAUCACGGUUGAGAAUCUCCGUCGCUUGAAGGAUGGGAAGGAAGUGGUUAACCUGUUUUCCAGGGAGAAGGGUUAUUAGACGUCGGUCCAGAAUAUACCACAUAUAUCUUAUGCAAGCUGUCAUGUUAUGUCUUACAGUUACCAAAAAAUAUGCCUGAAACUGAAGAAGACUUAGGUACAAUUGCAAUGGCAAUUGCAAUGGUAAUGAGAAACCCGAAAACGCCACAUGAUCCCAACCUCAAAACGUAAUAAACCCGUUUGCACACAUCUACCAUCUCAAUGUCUCCGCUGAUGCAGGC